CAUGACUUUUAUUUUGUUAUGAGCUGCUCCACCGGAAGGGAGCGGUGGGACCAACGCGAGCCGAUUGAAAUAUGGCGUUAGGAGAUGCCUGGAAACAAUUAUCUUGGUUUUAUUACCAAUAUGUGCUCGUAACAGCGCUGUAUAUGUUGGAGCCUUGGGAGAGAACUAUCUUCAAUUCCCUCCUGAUCACGGUGGCAGCGAUGGCCGUCUACACCGGUUAUGUGUUCAUGCCUCAGCACAUAAUGGCCAUAUUACACUAUUUUGAAGUGGUCCAGUGACAUCAUCAGCCGGGACCAUCGGGAUGCUCGCAGCCUUCACCUGGUGGCCAGGAAAACGAACUGCUCUAGAACUGUUCACCACGAUGUCUGUGAUUUACUUUCAAACGAGGACACCUGUGUAUGCUGAAGGAGACCAGCGCUGAGGAGUGUAAUAGAGGCCUGUCUGAUUGUGUAAUUAUGUGUGAUGAGCACAGUCUCCUGCAAAAACACACACUGCCCUUGCUAGAAAUGUAUCAUUUUAUAUAGAUAUAUAGUAUGACUGUUUUUUUUUUUUUUUUUUUAAAUAAUGCUUCUUGUUUCAUUUCAUGACGGUGGUUUAUUCAGAUGAUAAAUAUUUUUUGAUAUAAAUGUGUAUAUUUAAUUGUAUACAUGUUUGUAAAGUUUUAUAGAGAUUUAUUUUGGCUGACCUGAAAUGAUUUGGUUUGCCGUAGCGGACUGAUGAAUUAUUGAUACUGUUUUUGUCAGCACUGGAAAUCUAUUUUAAUCAGACACUUGUGAGUCAUGCUGUAAAUAAUUACCUGCGCUGAUGUGUGAUGUCAUUGUUGAUACUUCAGAACUGGUUGCUCAGGUCAUAAACCGAAAAAAAAAAAAAAAACUUAAAUAAACUUUCUUUAAUCAACUUGACCUUUGGUGUUUGGGGUGACUUUGAGGCAUUUAUUCAGCAAAUGCUCAGUGUUUCUGUCUGAGAAAUUUCAGCUAAACAUAUUUUGAUGUAUGAAAGUCAUUUUUUUUUUUUUUUUUUUUUUUUUUUUUUUUUUGGAUGUUUCAUUUUUUUUCUUCUGUUAUCUAAAAUUUUGAUGCAGUUUGUAUGUAAAUUUGUAUGUAUUUUAUCAGUAUGUAAAUGUUAACAUGAGUAAGAGAUGCUAUUAUCUUCCCAUUAGUUAUGAAAUACAAAAUUAGUUAUGAAAUAAAAUGUAUGCCUGAAUUAAAAGAUCUUGAAGAUAUUUAAUGAACUAAUUUAAGUCUUAUCAGCUGAUCAACAUUAUGUAAUAAAGAUUUAAUCCAUUUCAAAUUAUAA
Messenger RNA from Cyprinus carpio (common carp), 1296 nucleotides. Its product is annotated as serine palmitoyltransferase small subunit A-like. Gene Ontology annotation, molecular function: serine C-palmitoyltransferase activity. The record is from RefSeq and is a predicted model, not a curated record. Gene Ontology annotation, biological process: ceramide biosynthetic process. Gene Ontology annotation, cellular component: serine palmitoyltransferase complex. Lineage: Eukaryota; Metazoa; Chordata; Actinopteri; Cypriniformes; Cyprinidae.